AUGUACACACACAAACUUCACGUUCGUUACAUAAACACUCGUAACAAGUAUUUUCGUUACGCUUACAACGUUUUUGCCGAGAAUCUUGUUUUCUUUGCCGCUCUAUAUCCUCGUCUAAGUCGGCAAUUAGCUUACAAAACACACAUUUACAACCGCAUAGAUAUUUGCAUCCGAAACUUUCCUCGUCACAAUUACAUUGACAUUUUUCAUCAAUCGACGACAUUUAUUUUAGAAAUAAAACAGCUGUUUGAAGGCGAUGCUUGCUGCUUGGCAUACAACGACGACUGCGAAUGGUUUGAUGAUGAAGAUUUUACAUUUACAGGAAACAACGAAUGGUUUGAAAAAGCGUGGAUUGAUGGUUUAGCAGAACUUGACGAAAUGCAAAAUGGUUAUCGUAAUAAUAUAGCUUUAUAA
Molecule: messenger RNA, 414 nt
Organism: Paramuricea clavata
Lineage: Eukaryota; Metazoa; Cnidaria; Anthozoa; Malacalcyonacea; Plexauridae
Source: the annotation of a GenBank genome assembly